Molecule: messenger RNA, 1056 nt
Organism: Rhinocladiella mackenziei CBS 650.93
Lineage: Eukaryota; Fungi; Ascomycota; Eurotiomycetes; Chaetothyriales; Herpotrichiellaceae
Exons: 10
Coding region: 1-1056 (351 amino acids)
Molecular function (GO): oxidoreductase activity
Source: RefSeq, a predicted model, not a curated record
AUGGCAACUCCUGAUACCAAGACACAAAUUGCGGCGUGGCUCGAGAAACCACAGCAUGGUGCCCGGCUGCAAAUUAGGAAAGACAUUGAGAUCCCUUCACCCGGAGACGGCGAGGUGCUGGUGAAGUUGGAAUGUACAGGAUUCUGUCACUCUGACGUCCACAGCAUAUAUGGCGAAACGCCAAUGGACACCGACAUUGCCGGGCACGAGGGCGUAGGCCGGGUGGUGAAGCUAGUUGGGUCGAACACCCCAGAAGAAUUGCUGAACUCCCGUGUGGGAAUCAAAUGGCAGUAUAGUACUUGCGGAUCCUGUGAGAUAUGUGCCGUCAAUCCAACGGCAUGUCCCCAUCAGCACAACUCCGGAAGGGACGUGAGAGGGACUUUUCAACAGUUCAUUGCCGCUCCAGCGAAGGACGUAACAAAAAUUCCUGCAGAACUCAAAUCCGAAGUCGUUGCUCCUCUACUUUGUGCGGGGUUGACAAUGUACUCUGCCAUUGCAAAAGCUCAGAUUCGAUCCGGAGAUUGGCUGGUUAUACCGGGGGCCGGAGGUGGGUUGGGUCAUCUUGGUGUUCAAAUUGCUGCGAAACGAGGAUACAAAGUCAUUGCCAUAGACACCGGCGAUGCGAAGCGGGACAUGUGUUUGAGGCUUGGUGCCACUGCCUUUCUAGACUUUAAGACCGAUCAGAUCGAAGAAGAGGUGAAUCGAUUGACCAACAGGUUCGGGGCUCACGCUUGUAUCGUUUCCGCUGGCUCGGAGGGAGCAUAUAGUCAAGGAUUCAAGCUUCUGCGCAAUUUGGGGACUUUGGUUUGCGUCGGCCUACCAAGACUGGAUUUUGAUCUCCCUAUCUCGCCCUUCAUGAUGGUUGUGAGAGGCCUCAAAGUAGUAGGAUCUUCUGUAGGAACGGCCCAGGAGAUGCAAGAGCUGCUUGAUAUGGCAGCCAAGGGUGAUGUUGUCCCUCAAAUAUCUGUGUUUGACUUCGAGGAGAUCAACCAUAUCAUGGAAAGACUCGCACGGUUCGAGAUUGGGGGGCGGGUUGUGCUCAGGAUACCUCCGUAA